UGUUGGCCUGCCUGGGAUCCGGCCGUGGACAUGGACCUUCUGGACCAGUUGCCCCAUUGACUUUGCCUGUUAUUGUGCAUUUAUGCCUCUCGAGUUGUCUCAAUAAAGGUCUCUGAAGCUUUCACGUGAAAAAACACAUUACAGACCCUCAAGCAAUGAUGGCUGCACGAUGUUUUAGGCACAAAUGUUUUAUGCCACAAGGCAACUUGAUGAUUGGAGUUGGGGGAUAUGCAUGCUGCCAUGUUGCUUCUGCAGUCUUAUUAAUUCUGUGAUCUUUUUGCCUGUCUGUUCUUGGAGUGAGAUCCAUGAGUAUGUUUCCACUUGCCAUCCGCGCAUUCUGUGUCACUCGUUUGCUUUUCAUUAUGUUGCUUUCUUCCAGAGAUGUUUAUCUUCAAAUAGUGAUACUGUCACCUGUUUCCUUGCACUUGAAUGAGAAAUCCUAAUAAAGCUAGAAACUCUGAAUCAUCUGCUACUUUCCAGAUAGUGACCCUGAAUAUGGCCAAAGUGAAACUGAAAAAAUAGCUGUUCCAGUUCCUCCGGUUACAGUUCAUUGCCAUGAAAAGGAGGAUAUGAUAGUUUGCCCUAUGAAACAGGUUUAUAUGUGAAAUCUGGCAGGUAGUACAACGACCUGUGGAAUAUGAGUGAUGACAAACCCUUUUUAUGCACUGCCCCUGGAUGUGGCCAGCGUUUUACCAAUGAGGAUCAUUUGGCUGUCCAUAAACAUAAACAUGAGAUGACACUGAAAUUUGGUCCGGCUCGUAAUGAUAGUGUCAUUGUGGCUGAUCAGACACCAACACCAACUCGAUUCUUGAAGAACUGUGAAGAAGUGGGCUUAUUCAAUGAAUUAGCAAGUCCUUUUGAAAAUGAAUUUAAAAAGGCUUCUGAAGAUGACAUUAAGAAAAUGCCUCUAGAUCUGUCUCCUCUUGCAACACCAAUUAUAAGAAAUAAAAUUGAAGAACCUUCUGUUGUAGAGACAACUCAUCAAGAUAGUCCUUUACCUCAUCCAGAGUCUACUACCAAUGAUGAAAAGGAAGUGUCACUGCAGCAGACAGCACAGCCUACAUCAACAAUAGUUCGUCCAGCAUCGCUACAGGUUCCUAAUGUACUACUUACGAGUUCUGACUCAAGUGUUAUUAUUCAGCAGGCAAUACCAUCACCAACAUCAAGUACUGUUAUUACCCAGGCUCCAUCCUCUAACAGACCAAUAGUUCCAGUUCCAGGUCCUUUUCCUCUGCUGUUACAUCUUCCUAAUGGACAAACCAUGCCUGUUGCUAUUCCUGCAUCUAUCACAAAUUCUAAUGUGCAUGUCCCUGCUGCAGUUCCAAGAUUGAAAGCAGCCUUGACCCAGCAGCACCCUCAGGUAACAAAUGGAGAUACUGCCAAGGGACAUACAAGUGGGUUGGUUAGAACUCAGUCAGAGGAACCACGACCACAAUCACUACAACAGCCUGCAACUUCAACAACUGAAACACCGGCAUCACCAGCUCAGCCUACGCCACAAACACCAAAUACCGGUGGUCGUCGAAGAAGAGCUGCCAAUGAAGACCCUGAUGAGAAAAGAAGAAAAUUCCUGGAGCGAAACCGGGCUGCUGCUUCCAGAUGCCGACAGAAACGGAAAGUCUGGGUGCAGUCAUUGGAGAAAAAAGCCGAGGACCUGAGCUCGCUCAAUGGCCAGUUACAGAAUGAAGUCACCCUGCUGAGAAAUGAAGUGGCACAGCUGAAACAGCUUCUUCUGGCUCAUAAAGAUUGCCCUGUAACCGCCAUGCAGAAGAAAUCUGGCUAUCAUACUGCAGAUAAAGAUGACAGUUCAGAAGACAUAUCAGUGCCAAGCAGUCCACACACGGAAGCUAUUCAGCACAGUUCUGUCAGCACUUCCAACGGCGUAAGCUCAACUUCCAAGGCAGAAGCGGUGGCCACCUCCGUUCUCACCCAGAUGGCGGACCAGAGCACAGAGCCGGUGCUUUCCCAGAUCGUCAUGGCACCUCCCUCCCAGUCGCAGCCUUCAGGAAGUUGAUUAAAAACUUGCAUUGCAUCAGUUUCUUAGAUACACAUUUGUGACUUUAAAGGGAAAUCAACAAAAGACCAGUCUCCAUCUAGGAGAAAUUGUAGCUUAAAAUUACUCGUUUUUAAAAAUCCAAUUUAAAUUUGGCUUUAACGAUUGGCAGGUGAAGAUGAGGCAGAACACCACUUCUAGUCUCUUUGCAAAAGACUUUUUUUUUUUUUAAGUAUUAGUUUUACUAGUUAUUUUUUGUGCUUAAUGUGUAAAGUGUGUGUACAGUACAAUGUGGUUUAUUUCAUUUUUAAUUCGGUAUUAUUUCAACAAACAUUGGGGUGAAUUACUAAAGGUCAUCCCCAAGACUGUGAUAGUAAUAUUAUGUGACAUUUUUAUACCAAAGUUCUGCAUAGUCCCUAUUGACUUUGUAACGUUAGCAAGGUCAUAAAGCACUAGGCAAGAGAAAGACAGUAACAGUAAAUUUGCUUUUAGUCUUUUUGCCUUUUUGUUGUUUUGCACAUUAUGAGAGGAAGAACAUUGGGAGAUAAACAUUUGGGUUGGUUUAUGUAUAGCAUUUUGGUUGGCUUUUUAACUGUUGGGGUUUUUAAUUUGUUUAAUAGGGCCAGUACAGUAUAUGAGAUACAGUACUCUUAUGCACAUACCUAUCCUAGAUGAAGAUCAUUACUAAAUAGAGUUGAUUUUUUUUUUAAUUUUAAAUUGAUGUCAGGUGGUUUUUUUGUCCCCGCCAACACUUUCAUUCUGGGGGGAGGAGAGCUUUAUUUCUCCAGUCAGAAUAGGUAUCUAUAAGUACCCUUUGUUGCUAGGCUGAAACCAGUAAGCAUAUUGUAAAGUACAGGGUUAUCAAAUACGGAAUAUUUAGUAUUCCGAAGUAGGUUGAUAUUUUGUGGACUUUUGAGUCGCAGACUAAGGAGUUUACUCAUGGUUUUGGAUGCCAGAAAAGCCUAAAAUCCUUCUUCAGACAACUCAAGACUUUUUUUUGUCAUUGUCUUGUAUUUGCAAGCUAACUUGUACUUAAUUCUUGUGUAAGCACUGUCAUCUUUUAGUAGCAAAAAUUUUGAUACCUUUCUUGUGGAAAAAAAAAAAAAAUCAGUAUCUACCGUAUCUUGGAAACAAUGUAAUUAUAAUGUGGUGUGUGUGGUGUGUGCGUGAGAAUGGUUCAGUAGUUAAUGCCAGCAGUCUUUUGCUUGAAUGUUUAAAGAUGCCUUCAAUGUGAUGCUGGCUGAUAGGUGAUUGCAGUUUUAAAAUGUUAUUUACUGUGCGAACUUGGAUAACUAACAUUCCAUGAUGUAGUUUGUUUCUGAUGAGAUGAUUGUAGGUACACUUUUUCUCAUUAUCCAAUCAUCUGUAGGAUAUUGAGUUUUUUAAAUGUGCCAUUAUCUAUUUUGAUUCUGUACUCAUGUUCCAAAUACAGUACAAUAUUUUACAAUAGAUUAAGUUGUUUAAAAAAAGUAGAUGUGUGCUUUCAGGUCAGAAAACUUUGUAUAAUAGCAAAAACAGAUGCAUAGUAGCAACUGGCAGUAAAGCAGGAUUCCAUUAUGUAUAUAACAAAGAUUUAAUGCAUUUAUAAUGGGUUGUGUAGUUCAUUUGCUCUUCCUUCUCCACACUAUACUAUGUGUUUUUAAGUGUCAGUGCCAUCAAGUUUCUAUUUGAUUCCGUUUUGAAUCUAAAAAUGUAAUUGAUCCACAGGAAAAUCAUAAUUUCUACAAUAUAUAUACAACCAUACUAUAAUGAAAACUGGACAAAGAAGUAUCUAAGUCAUAUGUGUAUCAUUGCAGGGCUUUAAGCAUGAAAAUAAUAGGGAUUCUAAAUAUUUUGUAUUUUAAAACUAAGAAAGUUGAGUUGAUAACCUCAUGUGUUUAAAAGUCUUACUUUCCCAAUUCCAAGAUAAAAAGCUGUCACAGUUAUUGAACGUUUCCAGGAUGAUGAAAUACAGUGGACCUCUUGUGAGAAGGAAAUUAAUGUCAAAGGCACAAAAUGUGAAUUCUGCGAGAAAGCUAUACAGUCACUUUUCAUUGUAGUUUUGGUGGACUAGAUAAGGCCUCAUUGAUUCUGCUAUAAUUUGCUCUCCUAAACACAAAGGCUUUUAAAUCAUAUUUAUAUAAGUGGAGUUUUUUUAUAACAAAACUGUCGCGCUUGUAAAAUAAGUCUACAUAAGUGUAUAGGAGAUGUGUAAACAGUUAAUGAAUUUAACAGUGGGGCUGGAAAAAGAACCAUUAAAAUCUGUGUUCAGCAAAUAGAGAAAAGUUAUUUGUCGUACUACCAUGGAUUCCAUUUUGAGACGUAUGUCACACUACUUCUGUACUUAGCAUUUUGGGUCUUUACAUUUGACAUGUUUCACAAACUGUACUGUUUUCUUUUAUGUGCAGUUUGCAUGAGUAAAUCAUCAAAGAGAA
This is a messenger RNA of Egretta garzetta (little egret), 4407 nucleotides long. RefSeq names its product activating transcription factor 2 (gene ATF2). NCBI's taxonomy places the organism in Eukaryota, Metazoa, Chordata, Aves, Pelecaniformes, Ardeidae. Gene Ontology annotation, biological process: regulation of transcription by RNA polymerase II. Bases 638 to 2014 code for a protein of 458 amino acids. The transcript has 13 exons. The record is from RefSeq and is a predicted model, not a curated record. Gene Ontology annotation, molecular function: cAMP response element binding; DNA-binding transcription factor activity, RNA polymerase II-specific.